Messenger RNA from Candidula unifasciata, 1587 nucleotides. The record is from the annotation of a GenBank genome assembly. Lineage: Eukaryota; Metazoa; Mollusca; Gastropoda; Stylommatophora; Geomitridae.
AUCUGGUUCCAGAAUCGCAGGCGUAAAGAUGUGGUGACGAAAUUGGGCAAGAGUAAAGGUCCGUCUAAAGAAGAUAACUUGCAAGUUUCGGAGACCACUGACCCCACAUCUCCUCUAGGCAGCAGUGGGAGUAAUGUGCCGGUGAAGAAAGAUAGCAGCGGCAGUAAUGAAAGCUCUGAACAUACAGAAGGCUAUGCAACAAAUAUUAUCGGUGAUACAGUAAGUAUUGGUGGUAUUGACUACGGUGCAGAAGACGUGGAUGAUGAACAUUGUGGUGAAAUCAACAAUAGUGACUCCUUUAAUGUAAAGUCUUUAAAGGGGGUUAAUUCAAACGGUGUAUCAUCAGCACCAUCGAAGAUAACUACACUACAACCGCCGUCAUCAUCAGCAUUCAGUAAUUUAGUGUCACCAACUAUACUCAGAGGCAUGAUUGCCGAGCUAAACAAGUUCGACAAUGAGUAUCUGAAACUGAAAAAAGGUAAAAAGAAGAAGCACAAGCAAAAACCGUCAAGACAAUCAGCGCCUUUAUCUAAAACUUCGUGUAAAUCUGAAAGAUUAUUUCAACAUUACGACAUGAUGGCUCCUCCCAACAAAAUCACGCCUAGCGCGUUUUUGAACACAGCAGUGAACAAGUUUAAACAUGCAGUUGAUACUUCUGCUUUUCAAAGUCCCCGUGAAAAUCGAAUACCAACUACGACAAAUGACAGUCGACUUUGGGAAGGGUUUCCGCUGAAUCCUUCAGUGCCAGGGUUGACUGAAAACCCGGACUUCAUUCAACAAAAAGCAGCACCGGAUCUCGUCCAUUCGUCCUAUAACUCUACGCUGAAUUCUUCAGCACCACAGUCACAGUUCAGCAAUUUCCUUUCUGGAAGAGACAGAGUUUCGUUAACCCAUUCCUCAGUGCCCAACACACAGACUCAUCUGUACGAUAACCUUCCUGUUCUGUCAGACCUGCUAGGAAACUAUGCAUCUCAUUCAGCCGGCGCAUCAUUUGCUGCGGCAGCUGCAGCAGUAGCCGCAGCUCAAAGGCAGCAAGAACACUCUAUUCUAUCAUGUGUUUCUUCAGGACAGACCCAACCAGGAAAUAACUUACCUGGUGUUUACUUCCACCUACAAGGAGACAGCAACAACAACAACAACACUGGAGACACUAGCAAGAAUUUGCCUGUGGACAUCUGCUUCCCGCGCUCGUCAGCUUUGCCACAUUCUUAUCAUCAAAACUCCUCGCUGACCAUGAAUCGUGUAUUUCCGUUCCCACUGGUUGCGGAGCCACCUAGAAUGUUAUCCAGCCGUCAGUCGGAGGCGUUUCUUCACCACAGCCAAUGGCCACCUCCCGUUUCUGCCAUCAGCUCACAAGCAUCUACACAAAAUACUGCACUUGGCAUUCACGGGAGUGCUGCUUCCUCGCCUGUGAAUAUUAGCAAAGACCAGUAUAGACCAUUGAUGAUAUCCUCAAUUACAAAUCCUUACUUCCACACUCCCGCAUCGACAUACUCACUCACUUCAUCAGGUAUGACGUCUCAGUCUCCAGUAUGGACCAUGCAGCCACCGACAGAUAACAACAACUUUACUCAAACGCAGCUAUGA